This is a messenger RNA of Trichogramma pretiosum, 1590 nucleotides long. It is a transcript of the gene Lamtor1, whose product is annotated as ragulator complex protein LAMTOR1. Gene Ontology annotation, biological process: regulation of receptor recycling; cellular response to amino acid stimulus; lysosome organization. Bases 206 to 706 code for a protein of 166 amino acids. The record is from RefSeq and is a predicted model, not a curated record. The transcript is spliced from 5 exons. Gene Ontology annotation, molecular function: guanyl-nucleotide exchange factor activity; molecular adaptor activity. Gene Ontology annotation, cellular component: Ragulator complex; membrane raft; lysosome. Lineage: Eukaryota; Metazoa; Arthropoda; Insecta; Hymenoptera; Trichogrammatidae.
UCGGCGCGAGAGAGUCAUCGCUGUGAUGCAUGUUAUACGUCGCGGUCCAUGUUUGAUAGCAGUGUUAUAGUGUGUGACUGUGAGCAAAAAAGUAUUCGAAAACUUAUUGUUCACGUCAAACGCGCGUCAAGUUAACUCGUGAAAAGGAGCAAUACUAUGGUUGUGUACGAUUGAGCUUGGAGGAUAUCAACUUUGACACGUAAAUAUGGGCUGCUGCUACAGUUUCUGCAAGGAUGACGGCAGUCAGCAGGGUGGUGAAGCCAAUGAACGCACACAUCUACUUGCUGACCCAGUCAGCAGUAAUACCAGCAUACCAAGAGUUCAUAGUGAUGACUACGUAAAUCAGUAUCAGAAUUCAGCUCCUAAAAGGACUGAUGAACAAAGUGCUUUAAAUAGAAUUCUUCAUGAAACUGCAGCGAAUAUUAUUGAUGUUGGAGCGUUAGAUUCUCAUAAUUUAGAACAGCAUGAGUAUAUCGAAAGAUCGAGAACAUAUAUAAAAAGGAUAGAAACUAGUGGCAUAAGAGUACCAGACUUAUCGUUUUGUUUACUCAAAGAUAUACCAGCUCCAGAAAAAGUUCUUGCAUCUGCAACUUUAAAUCCAGUAGAUAAAGAUCUUAUCAUGAACUUCUUACACAACUCAGUGUUAGCCUUAGAAAACGUCCAAGUUGAACACAAAGAAGAUUUAGUUGUUCCAUUUUUAUCGUGAUCUUUAUAUUCUCCAUGCAAAAGCACUGGUAAAUUAGUGCGCACUUCAUCCACUCAAGUUCUGAAACAUCAAGAUGAAUUAAUGGGAAUAUGGGUAAAAUCAUACUUUACAGAUUAAGUGAGUGCAUAAAAAAAAAAUCAUUGAGAAAUUAAAAAUUGUUCAGUGCUUUUUCUAUUUAUUUAUGAACUAAGUUUUGUGAGGUUUUUCAUUGUUCACAACAAAACUAUUUUUUUACUGUAAGCUAGAUUCUUAUCUAUUCAUAAUAUCAUUAUUGAUAUUUAUUCUUUUAUUUUUGAUGAAUAUUGAGCAUAUAGUUUAUUUAAUUAACACUAUAUUUGUCCAAUCACUGUUUGUAUAAAUGCAAUGAAUUUUUAAGACGAUUUGUAUAAAAAUAGAAAGAUCAGUUGUUAUUUAGUUCAUCAAUUAAGUCAUCUCCAAAUUAACUCUUAGAUAUUAAUUGUUCUUAUCUGUAAGAUUGUAACUACUUUAAGUAUUGUCUAUUUUACCAUAAUAUUUUAUCUCUUUAUAAUUAGACCAAAGCUGUGUAAAAAUAAUUUUUUCCAAACAAUUAUAAAUCUUUAUCAAUUUACUUGAAUUGGUAUGCACUGUUUACAAUAGAAAUAUGUAAUGUUUGUUUUAAAAACAAAUAUUCUAAUAGAUCACUCGUCUUGUGAAGACUCAUUUCUUAGAUUAUUUUAUAAAUGCUUUAAAAUUCUAUUGAAAAAGUCAUGUCCUUUCUAGGCAGAGCUAAAAUAAAUUAACAAAUAUUUUCGUAAGUGUUAAGUGUUAUGUUACUAGAAGUAUGAAACUUUCAUAUGAAAAUGUAAAUUAAUAAUAAUUGUACACCUAUAAAUAAUUUGUAAAAUAUACUGAUACAAAACUCA